Messenger RNA from Protopolystoma xenopodis, 672 nucleotides. NCBI's taxonomy places the organism in Eukaryota, Metazoa, Platyhelminthes, Monogenea, Polystomatidea, Polystomatidae. The record is from the annotation of a GenBank genome assembly.
AUGAGCCCGGCAUUAGUUCAUCUGCCUUGCAAGAGUGGGAGGUGUGUCACAUUCUGUGGCCUCGGCCUGGUCGAUCAUACCCGACACACGCACACGCCAGACUGUCGUUGUGUCCGGAGUGGAGCCGAUCGCGACGGCCGAAUCCGACUUCAGCCUCGAGCCGGCGCUUUUCGCCUCCCUUCACCGUCGCCGUCAGCCUCGUCCUCGCCGUCGCCGUCGCCGUCGCCGUUGCCGUUGCCGUUGCCGUCGCCGGGUCUGUUUUUGUCAUUCGGGCGGUCCGGUCGGGAUGGCGGGUGGGUGGAGAGUGCAAUCGGCCGCCGGGUUGGGAUUAGCGGACAAACUCAUCUCUCGGCCAGCCCAUGCCCCGCUCGGUUGGCUACCCUUCCCCGUACCCUCUUUCCCCAACCAUUGGCCGCAUUAUACAAUGAUUGCUCAACACCGUUUGUCGACUCUACACGAAACGAUAGAACUCUGAGACUUGAGCAUAGCGAAACACCCUCCAGCCCGAAGAACACAUCUCUCUUUGCGGCUAACUUCGAACCGUCGAACAGCAACGCGAAUAAGCCCCAUCUACCGACAACAUAUACCGGCGACUUUAUGGCGGUCGGUCGAACGGAAACAUCACAGACGCAAAAAGUCACUCUUUUACCCACCACUUGUCGAGACUGCUAA